AUGUCUUACAGAGGAGAUAGUUAUCAUAACCAAGACGGUGGCUAUGGCAGAGGCUAUUCUGACGGAGGUAACCGCGGUAGUUAUAGAGGCGGCGGUGGCCGUUACAACUCUCGUGGUUCAUACGGAGGUGGUAGAGACGGUUCUUCAUAUGGUGGCCGUAAGAAUGACUUCUACGAGUCCGAAGCAGGUGCCAACUUAGAGAAGAAGGAUUGGACGAACGAAACUUUGACUCCAUUCCAAAAGGAUUUUUAUAAGGAGCACGAAGAUGUUAGCAACCGUUCCGAUGCUGAAGUUGACGCUUACCGCAAAGAGAAGGAGAUCGUCGUUCAUGGAUUGAACGUUCCUAAGCCAGUUACAAACUUCGAUGAGGCUUGUUUUCCCAACUACGUCUUAAAGGAAGUUAAGCAAUUGGGAUUUGAAGCCCCAACAGCCAUUCAACAACAAGCUUGGCCCAUGGCUAUGUCUGGUCGUGACAUGGUUGGUAUUUCUGCAACUGGUUCUGGUAAAACUCUUACAUACUGCUUACCCGCAAUCGUCCACAUUAAUGCUCAACCAUUGCUUGCUCCAGGCGAUGGCCCCAUUGUUCUCGUUUUGGCUCCUACACGUGAGUUAGCAGUCCAAAUCCAAACUGAGUGCACCAAGUUUGGCCGUUCCUCUCGUAUUCGUAACACUUGUGUUUAUGGUGGUGUUCCUCGUGGUCCUCAAAUUCGUGAUUUGAUUCGUGGUGUAGAAAUUUGCAUUGCAACCCCUGGUCGUCUUUUAGAUAUGCUUGAUGCCAAUAAGACAAACCUUCGUAGAGUUACUUACUUGGUUUUGGAUGAAGCUGACCGAAUGUUGGAUAUGGGUUUCGAACCUCAAAUCCGUAAAAUCGUUGACCAAAUUCGUCCUGAUCGUCAAACUUUGAUGUUUUCCGCUACAUGGCCCAAGGAGGUUCAACGUCUUGCCCGCGACUACUUAAAUGAUUAUAUUCAAUGUACCGUUGGUUCUUUGGACUUGUCUGCCUCCCAUAACAUUAAGCAAGUCAUUCAAGUCGUAGACAACUCUGAAAAGAGUGCACGUCUCGGUCGUGAUAUUGAAGAGAUUCUGAAGGAUCGCGUUAACAAGGUUUUGAUUUUCACAGGCACAAAACGUGUUGCUGAUGAUAUUACUCGAUUUUUAAGACAAGAUGGAUGGCCCGCUCUUGCCAUUCAUGGUGACAAGGCUCAGGAUGAGCGUGAUUGGGUAUUGGGAGAGUUCCGUUCUGGAAAAUCUCCUGUAAUGGUUGCAACUGAUGUUGCUUCCAGAGGUAUUGAUGUCAAAGGAAUUACUCACGUUGUUAAUUAUGACUUCCCAGGAAACACUGAAGACUAUGUUCACCGUAUUGGACGUACUGGACGUGCUGGCGCUAAAGGUACUGCCAUCACCUACUUUACUUCUGACAACUCCAAGCAAGCUCGAGAGUUGGUUGGCAUCUUGCGGGAAGCCAAGCAGGAGAUUGAUCCCAAAUUAGAAGAGAUGGUCCGUUACUCUGGUGGAGGCGGUCGUUUCGGCGGUGGAUAUCGUAGAGGUGGAGGUUAUGGUAGAGGAGGAUUCCGCCGCGGCGGUGGUGGCUACGGCGGUGGUCGUGGUCGCUCCUUUACUGGCAGUAAUAACCAACCUCUUAGUCACUCUAAAUGGUAA
Messenger RNA from Schizosaccharomyces octosporus yFS286, 1659 nucleotides. RefSeq names its product ATP-dependent RNA helicase Dbp2. NCBI's taxonomy places the organism in Eukaryota, Fungi, Ascomycota, Schizosaccharomycetes, Schizosaccharomycetales, Schizosaccharomycetaceae. The record is from RefSeq and is a predicted model, not a curated record. Gene Ontology annotation, cellular component: ribonucleoprotein complex; nucleus; cytoplasm. Gene Ontology annotation, biological process: rRNA processing. Gene Ontology annotation, molecular function: RNA helicase activity; RNA binding; ATP binding. The coding region runs from base 1 to 1659 and encodes 552 amino acids. The transcript is spliced from 2 exons.